AUGAAUAAUCCAUAUUUACUUAAAAAACAAUUACAAGAGAAUGAAGAAGAGUUAUCAAAUUAUUUGCGUGAUAUGAACAUUUGGCAAGAACAAAUGAAGCGAAAAGAACGUUCACCACCGAAGCCCAAUGAAAAGAAAAAACCUAAAAUUAAUCCAUCAAAAGCUAGUAAAAGCAAAAUUUCAUCAUGGGAUUACUCUGCUUGGGAUAAGUUUGAUGUUGAUGAUGCUUGCAAAGAAGUAGAUACUCAAAAUGAACUCAAGAAAAACGAUAAUUAUGGUUCAAGUGUGGAUUGUUUAAAUAAUAAGUUACAAUCAAAACAGUCUGAAGGUUUAUACGAAAAAAAUUUGGGUAAUGCGUUAGUACAAAAGCAAAAAUGGGCUGAGGCAAUACUGAGAUACACAAGAGCGAUAGAAUAUUAUGAUAAAGAUCCAAUAUUUUAUGCCAAUAGAGCAUUAUGCUAUCUAAAGACAAAUGAAUUUAAACUAGCAAUUAUUGAUUGUACAUCUUCACUUAAACUAGAUAAAACAUAUGUUAAAGCAUUUCAAAGAAGAAGCGCUGCUUAUAUGGCUCUUGGAAUGUACAAUGAAGCUAAAAAAGAUAUACAAGAUGUUUUAAAAUUAGAACCAAACAACAAUCAAGCCAAAGUUGAUAUAGAAGUUGUUAAUAAUAAAAUUAAACAGGGAGAAAUUCAGAAAAUCCCUGAUAUUAAAUGUCAAAAAACAAAUGCAACUAAUAAUUUACAAAGUAAAAUUAUAAGUUCAAAAAUGUUAUGUAAAGAAGAUGACAAACCAAUACAAGUGGUUAUUCCUGAUUGGCCCGAAAGAGUUGGUUGUAAACAAAUAACUUCUAUACACAAACCACCACAUUUAAGAUCAAAAAAACCAUUCAGUACACUCAAAAUCAAUGAUGUUCAAGCAAACCAAGAAGAAUUAAACAAUAUAUAUUUACUUCAAACCACACUGAAAGAAGUAUGUGAAACAAAAAAUAAAGAUCAAUCCAUAAACAAAGAAAUUAUCCCUAUGAAAAAGAAUUCUGUUCAAACUAUAAAAAAACAUACAGCUAUACCUCCCGUUCCAUUAACAUAUGUACAACUUAAACAAGAUUGGGCGUGCUUACAAAAUGAUCCAAAACUAUUGUUUCAAUAUUUAAAACAAAUCCCUGGUAAGCGUAUACCAUCAAUCGUACGUAAUUCUAUGGAUAAUGAUCUAUUUGUGGAUAUUUUAAGAAUUCUACGGGCAGAAUUUGUUAAAAAUGGAUGUGAUAUAACAGAUUAUUUGAUUGGCAUUAGUGAAUUACCAAGAUUACAAAUGUUAGUUAUGUUUUGUUCUAGUAAUGAAGUAUCAUGUAUCAAGGAAUUGCUGAACCACGUUUCAAAUUCUGUUUCAGAAAAUACUUUUAAGAAUCUUAAAGAGUCUUUUGGAGUUUAA
This is a messenger RNA of Macrosiphum euphorbiae (potato aphid), 1428 nucleotides long. The record is from the annotation of a GenBank genome assembly. NCBI's taxonomy places the organism in Eukaryota, Metazoa, Arthropoda, Insecta, Hemiptera, Aphididae.